Lycium ferocissimum is the source of this 1843-nucleotide messenger RNA. RefSeq names its product F-box/FBD/LRR-repeat protein At1g13570-like. Gene Ontology annotation, molecular function: protein binding. Lineage: Eukaryota; Viridiplantae; Streptophyta; Magnoliopsida; Solanales; Solanaceae. The record is from RefSeq and is a predicted model, not a curated record. Bases 418 to 1689 code for a protein of 423 amino acids. The transcript has 3 exons.
UGGACUUAAUUAGGGGAAGAGUAAUGAAACCUAAGUAGGGGUUUUUUGGCUUUAUUUGUUGAUAUUAACAAUGUUCUCUCAGCAUGAAGUUCGUGGUCCUCCAAUCUUCCAAUUUCUGCUCUUUCCUCUCUUACAUACCUUAAUUUUGUCUCUCUGAUAUAGGAAAACAUAAAAGUAUCUAGUUGAAGACAUUGAACAAUCAGUCAUUUAAGGCUAUGUAUAUGCUGCUGAAAUAUGUAUUCAUGUAUUCAUCUAGUUGAAAACAUUGAACAAUUGCAUAUUGCCUUUAUAUCGAAAUUCUAUUGAGAAAUAUUGAAUACUUUGAAAAUCGAGAAGUGCAUUUGCUUGGUACUUUUGCUUAACUUCCCGGAUUUUCUUGACUUUCAGAAGUGCCUGCAAACUCGUCAAUACUUGACCAUGAAAAGUGCGAGGAGAUCUGGUGUAGAUAAAAUUAGCAAUUUGCCUUGUAAUGUUCUGGAUGGAAUUCUAGGGUGCUUGUCUUUGAAAGAUGCAGUAAAGACCAGUAUCUUGUCAAAAAACUGGCGGUACAAUUGGGUAACACGUACAGAACUUGAUUUUGAUUAUCACCUUUUCAGGUCACUUGCACAUGAGCAAGAAGCUAACACAAUCAUUUACCAGGUCCUAUUACUCCAUAAAGGACCAAUACUGAAUUUUAUACUCAGCGGCUCUAACUUGAUAAGCUUUCCUGAAAUUGAUCACUGGAUACUCUUCUUGUCAAAGAAAAAUGUCCAAAAAUUCACCCUUCAGAUAUAUUCACGCAAUAGCUAUCAUUUACCUUCCCACCUUUUUACAUUCAAGCAACUAAGGCAUCUGGAACUUGGUAUGUGCUUGUUCCACCCUCCACCCGGUUUCAAAGGAUUUGAGAAGCUUAUCAAUCUUGAUCUUAAGGACGUCACUUUUGUUCCAGCAGUACUUAAGAAUCUUAUUUCCAGGAGCCCAUUGCUUGAAAGAUUGAGGUUGUGUUGGUGCACAAACUUUGACACCCUUGAAAUUGAUGCUGUUAAUCUCAAAUGCUUUGCCUUCAGAGGAGCAUCGAAGUCCAUCUGCUUCAAGAACGCCCCUAUGCUUAGGAAAGCUAAUGUGUAUCUUACUUCACCCGCUUCAGCGGAUGCAUCCCCUGUUUGUUCCAAUCUUACAAAAUUCUUCUGUUACAUGCCUCGCCUAAUGGAACUGGAUAUAGGUGGUUUUUUAUUGAAGUACUUGACGAUGGGAGGUCUGCCGGAGAACGCUCUGACUACUCUGAACAAUGUCAAAUCUCUUAGAAUUGGGGGAAUGUUAUUUAGGACCGUUGAGGAGGUUUCAUGUGUUAUUUACUUGAUUUCAAGCUGCCCCAAAUUACAGGAGUUGACUAUUGAAUGUGAAACAAUGAACACAAUGAACGAUGUUGCCGAACCUAUUGUACAAUUCUUACGAGACCAAUCAAGCUUGUGUGGUGUUGUGAAGAUACUUCAAAGAGUGUAUAUGUGUAUGUUCAGUGGUCUUGAGAUGGAAAUUGAAUUUGUGAGGUCUAUAUUAGCAUAUGCACCUGUACUUGAGGAAAUUUCCAUUUGGAAUUAUUCAUGUCUCCUCAUUCAGACGGGUAAGCAACUGACGGAUAAGAUGAAACAAUUCCACCAAGCAUCACCCAAUGUUGAAAUCAUAGUUGAUGAAGUUGAUGUAGAAGAUUAGUAUUAGUUUUUGUUGAUGGUGCAAGAGAGGGAUCUUUUAUUAUUAUUGGUUUUUGUUUUGUUUGUGGAGCUAUUGCAGCAAUUCUUGAGUUUGGAUUUGCCUGUUAUGCACUGUUUGUGUUGCCUAAGAUACUUAUAUAAAUCUAAUUAAUGGA